AUGUCGUAUACACCAAAGGACGUUUCACCUGGACCAGACCAAACAAUCACCACCACCCCCCGUUCCUCACCGCCAAUGCUACCAACCGACGUACCAGGAAACCGUUCCAAUGAGCAGCACGCACCAUCCGUGGCUCCAAUGAAUCGAUGGCUUUAUUCUAUAAGCUGUGCACGAUAUGGGACGAUGCUGUGGUAUCGCUGUGCGGCAAAAUUGUCUCAUCCCUAUUGA
Messenger RNA from Loa loa (African eye worm), 228 nucleotides. RefSeq lists its product as hypothetical. The record is from RefSeq and is a predicted model, not a curated record. The transcript has a single exon. Lineage: Eukaryota; Metazoa; Nematoda; Chromadorea; Rhabditida; Onchocercidae. The coding region runs from base 1 to 228 and encodes 75 amino acids.